Rhipicephalus sanguineus (brown dog tick) is the source of this 2038-nucleotide messenger RNA. RefSeq lists its product as uncharacterized. The transcript has 6 exons. Lineage: Eukaryota; Metazoa; Arthropoda; Arachnida; Ixodida; Ixodidae. The record is from RefSeq and is a predicted model, not a curated record. The coding region runs from base 1192 to 1719 and encodes 175 amino acids.
GCAGUCUGUUUCUAUAGUUCCGCAUUUGAAGCGUGUUCUCUGCGUGCACAACAGUUACAAUUCGCGCGCACUCUGAAAUUUGGGUUCGCGGAGCUGGUUGUAAUCGAAGGUAAGUGUUGUUUUCCGACUGUUUUUUGAUUUGUCAAGCGUGAAGAUAUACGUGUGUUGGCCUUGUGUUUUAUCUUUAGAGCUUGCAUACGCUAGGCGGGAAGCGCGCGACAUGGAAAGCGAAUACGAGAGUAAGUUAUCGUUGCAUUUAUCAUUCUUCCACGUUUGUUGUGUUCAUCUGCCUUUUGUAAUGUGCAGUGCGAUGCUAUACUUUAGACGUCACCCGCUUAAACAGCACGACAAAAGUGAGUUUACCGGUUACCACGUGGUUCACCAAGUGGUUUACCACUCUUCUAGUCGCCUAAAGAUGGCUUCCAUGUCGAGAUCGACUGCUGAUCAGUCACGCCGUGCAGGCCGAUGUGCGCGCAAUCUUGGUAGCUGCUGGCGAAUCUUUUAACGCGAAGGAGAAUCUUUCACGUGCCGCUUUUACCUCCAAUCAGCCAGAAGUUCCCGAACCACCUCUGAACCGUUCGCUCAGCCAAGUUGCGAGUGCCGGCAUUUAUGGCCGCGUGCAGCCAGAAGUGUCCGAACCACCUUUGAACCGUUCCCUCGGCGAAGUUGCCAGUGCCGGCAUUUAUGGCGGCAUGCUGUAAUCUUGCGACUAGGAGUACCAUACUGGUGACAACAUGCACAGCGUUCCCGUGGAACCCGAUAACGUGCCCGACGGGUGCCACAGAUGCCUUAGCCUACACAGCAGGACACUGCAACAGAUUCUAACUCAAGUAUAUUGAAAGAACUGGAUAUCGCAUCGUUGAGAGAAGACUUGUGACAAUGAAGCUUAGAGUCAAGUGUGCCUCACGAUGCCGUCAUAAAUCUGUUAAAGGUUCUUCGCUCGUAUUCUUGCAUGUGUGAGCUACCAAGUAGCGCCAGGGUGCUUUUGUCCACACCAAGAGUGCCAAAUGUCACACUACUGCUGGAUUCUGGACAUUAUUGUCAUUUUGGUUUGCGUGAAGGGCUUCAAUCUGCUCUCAGACAUGUUUACCAUGUGCCCAAUGCCUGUGGUCUGUUUUAUGUUCAGGCUCAUCGCACAUACCAGUACCCUCAACUCUUACUGCGGCUGCAGGACCACACACGGAACCACGCAUGUUUGGUGCUUUGCACAUGUUGGAAGCUGCCAACUCUUUUACGGAACUGCAAUCCCAUGGCUCAUCGCACAUACCAGUAUCCUCAACUCUUGCUGUGGCUGCAUGGCCACACAUGGAACCGAGCAUGCUUGAUUCAUCUUACAGUCCUGGACCUGCAUAUCUGACCGGGGCUACAAGGUCACAAACAGACCCACAAGUGCUCGCUUUCAUGGAAAGGAUACAACAUGUGUUAAAUAGCAUGAAGCACACCCAGCAAGCCCAUUUGCAAUAUUUCAGCGAGCUGCUAAGUAAUGCCGACAGUGCAGCUCCGCACCCUCAUGGCCUCCCAGACCUGCCUUUCUCGAAUGUGGCGGAUGUUCUUGCGUAUGAAGAGAAGCUCGAGACAGACAGCAAAGCUCAUGAUCAAAUGAAAAAGCACAUGGCUGUACAAGGGGGAGAUUCGACGAAACAGAAAAGAACAUGUGUACUGCAGUCCCUCCUCAGCUGGAAUGCUGCAGUGGGCUUCAGUUGGUUUGGCACAAAGUGAAAGAAAAUUCUGUGAACUGCACCUCUGCAAGCUGAUGUGCAGUGAGUCAGGUGUAGCAAGCUUGAUAUCACUUGGUUUUUUGUGAAAUCUUCUGGUCAAGCAGUAUACUCAAUAUACUAGGUUGUCUAUUUAUACUUUGCUGCAAUUAGUCCUGGUAUUUACUGUCAGUUUUUAAGUGUGUAGUACUUUUGGGGCCCGGGCUGCCGUAUGCUGUCAUCGCUUGGCAUAAUGCAGGCAAAACCACGUAUAGCAUAGCCAUCUGUAGAGUAAUGAGCGCGUGAUCGCACCAAAGGGGUCUUCCUCUUGUUCUUCGAGCACC